AUGCGGGAAGAAGUAUUACUUCGCAAACUACUUGCCGAUGGCGAAGGAACGGGUGAAGAAAGGCGGUUCCAACUGCUGAACGGAUGUCUUCGAUUACUACGAAAUCCUAGCACCGUGAGCAAGGCAGAGGCUGUUAAGGCGCUACGUUUAAUUGAUUCUCUGGAACUGUCAAUGCGAAAGCAACGCGAAAUUGCUGAAAUGAGUGAACGGCAUACGAAAGAAUACGAGGAGAUGGCAGAAAGAGUGGAUAGAGAGAUAGCAAUAAGUCGUGAAAAAAUGGCACAAGCUAAAAAAGAGCUUACGGCAGCACGACUUGUGCGUAAAAACCGCAAAGAAUAUGCUCUGUUAGUUGGAAUGAUAGAUGAUUUGCCGUCACGAGCAGAAACGACAAAAAAGUUGGAAGAUAUGCAGGAGGAGCUUAGCCAGCAACAAGAGCGUCAGCAACAACUUGAAGCCAGAUUAUCGGAACGCAGGAAUCAUCUUCAUGCACUCAACAUAAUCCUCGCCAAUUUCCAGAAGUUGCUUGCAGAUGAAGAUAACGAGCUGUCCAAUGAUGCAGCUGGUGAACCUGGAGAAAGGAAAGACGACGAAAAGGACGAACCAAGAUCUCAAAGAGAAAAGUCCAGCGAUACUGUCGAAACGGGAGAGUAA
This is a messenger RNA of Ostertagia ostertagi, 651 nucleotides long. The record is from the annotation of a GenBank genome assembly. NCBI's taxonomy places the organism in Eukaryota, Metazoa, Nematoda, Chromadorea, Rhabditida, Trichostrongylidae.